Messenger RNA from Molossus molossus (Pallas's mastiff bat), 1155 nucleotides. Its product is annotated as cyclin-Y-like protein 1. Gene Ontology annotation, cellular component: plasma membrane. Gene Ontology annotation, molecular function: protein kinase binding; cyclin-dependent protein serine/threonine kinase activator activity. The record is from RefSeq and is a predicted model, not a curated record. The coding region runs from base 1 to 1155 and encodes 384 amino acids. Lineage: Eukaryota; Metazoa; Chordata; Mammalia; Chiroptera; Molossidae. Gene Ontology annotation, biological process: regulation of cyclin-dependent protein serine/threonine kinase activity; regulation of canonical Wnt signaling pathway. The transcript has 11 exons.
AUGCACUCUGGGCUGGUGAGUCAGGGGGUCAGUAAGUCAGAUGUCUAUGACCCAGGCACCAGGAAAUCAGUGGCAGUACCACCAGCCACAGCUGUCCAGAAAGUUGCAAAGUUAGAUGACCUAGACUUCGAGGAGGGACAACCUGUGCUGCGCAUGAGUGACCUGAAAAUGCCAGCAGAGAUGGAUUUAGAACUAAUCCCUUCUGACUAUCCAAAAGCUGACACCAUUUUCCGAAAGAAAUUUCAAAUGGAUGUAAGAUAUUCUAGUUGGUUACCAGUAAGGGGUUCAGGAUAUUUCCAGAUGCCUGGCCAGAAACUGGCUCUUAGAGCUGUCAACUGUUUGAUCCUGGUGAUUCAGUUUUUUAAAUUCUCAGUGGAAGAAAAGAGUAAGAAGAGCCAUUCAUUUCAUGUGUCUUCAGGUCUCCAUGAAAAGCACAGCUCAUGCUCAACUAUAUUUUUAGAUGGGAGUACAAUUUGCCAGCCUAAUCCUAAAAUCACCAUGCAAUGCCUGGGAUUAGCAAUAUAUUACCACAUUAAGAACAGAGAUACAAACAGAUCCAAAGAUAUUUUUGAGGAGCCAUUGCAUCCGUUAACAGAAGAAAGUGUUCCAGAGGAAUAUUUUUACCAUAAUCCUGAUCCUGAAUCUAUUUACAGAUUCAUUUAUCCUAUUUUCACUGCCUUUAAGCUAACUGGUGAAUUUGCAAUAACAACUUUGGUUUACAUAGAAAGACUUGUGAUUUAUGCCGAAAUAGACAUUAGUCCCACAAACUGGAAACGAGUUGUUUUGGGGGCCAUUCUUCUCUCCUCCAAGUAUUUGGAUGAUCUGGCUAUAUGGAAUGUGCACUUCUGCAGAAUCAUCAAGGGCCUUACCCUUAAAGACCUGAAUGAGUUGGAAAGGCAGUAUAUCUAUCUACUGCAGUUUAAUCUUUGUGUCUCUACCAGUGUCUAUGCCAAAUACUAUUUUGACCUUCGGUCCUUAGCAAGUUACCACGGACUGCCUGUUGUACUUGCUCCUCUUCGAAGAGAAAGAGCCCAGAAGCUGGAGGCCAUUUCCAGAUAUUGUGAAAACCCUAGCAUGUUCAAUGUGGAUGUAAAAAAAUCUAGCAGCUGUGAUAAUUUUACUGAUAUGCAUCAUGCCAAUGCCAUCUUAUCUUAA